GAUGUCGAGAAGCUGAUGAGGCUUGUAUGAGAUAAGAUGGCAGUGUAGCCAGACAAGAAGGCGAUGAAGGUCAGCAUAGCAUGUAUGUGACCUCGCUUCAUCUAUAAAUUGCACAUCUCUUCAGAUUCUUGUAGCCAUCCGCCACAUAAGCCAGCAGCAAUAGAGCAAGAUGUUCACCAAGUCGACUGUACUCGCUCUUCUCGGUCUUGUCUCUGUCUCUCUGGCUGUUGCCAUUGCCCAGGAGGAUGGUCCGUCGUUCGAUGAGGGCUCAUCUUGCGGCUAUACGGAUCGAAUGCCUUGCGCUAUGAAUGGCUGUAGCUGGGAUGGUGAACAGUGCGGUCCAGCUAUGGAUGUGAACCUGCCCGCCUACUCUGGUCUGAUCGGUGGCAUUGCUCGCAAGUGACGUGUCUGUUGGGACGAUAGCUCGACAGUGUUCCGUCCUUGGUUGCGAGCGGAGCCAUCGUGACAUACAGACUUCCGCUACAUACGCAAAGACGGAGUCAUACUCGAGACUGAAUCUAACCAUAUCUUCCGGUGAAA
Molecule: messenger RNA, 540 nt
Organism: Mixia osmundae IAM 14324
Lineage: Eukaryota; Fungi; Basidiomycota; Mixiomycetes; Mixiales; Mixiaceae
Exons: 3
Coding region: 170-403 (77 amino acids)
Source: RefSeq, a predicted model, not a curated record